Messenger RNA from Oncorhynchus keta (chum salmon), 4523 nucleotides. Its product is annotated as basement membrane-specific heparan sulfate proteoglycan core protein-like. Lineage: Eukaryota; Metazoa; Chordata; Actinopteri; Salmoniformes; Salmonidae. Gene Ontology annotation, biological process: cell surface receptor signaling pathway. The coding region runs from base 93 to 4523 and encodes 1476 amino acids. The transcript is spliced from 27 exons. The record is from RefSeq and is a predicted model, not a curated record. Gene Ontology annotation, molecular function: transmembrane signaling receptor activity.
GGUAAAGAGGCGUGAACUAAUCCGUCUGUCAUCAUAUAGGAAGUAGAGGGGUUUGUCAGAAGAACUGUAGUUCAGAGUUCCAGCAGGACAGAAUGGAGCCCACCUUGCUCUGUGUGUUACUCUUGCUGAAUACACACAUCAACUCUGGACACUCUGAAGAUGAUGAUGGAGUGGCGAAGGCUGUUCUGACCAUACACCCCAACAGAUCCCAGAUAUUCAGUGGAGAGUCUGUCACUCUCAGAUGUGUCAUACAGGGGGGAGGAGUCACUGACUGGAAAUACACAUGGCGCAAGAUUGGUCAUUCUGACUCCUCCAGUAAGAGGAAUGAACAUGAGGUCAGUGCUGCUAAGAUUUCCGACAGUGGUGACUACAGAUGUCUGGGGUCACAUCAACAGCAGGAUUCUAAACGGAGUGAUGUAGUAAGACUGACAGUGACACCUCUGCCCAAAGCUACACUGACUGUAGAACCAAAUCCUGUGUUCCCUGGAGAGACAGUUACUCUGACGUGUUCAGUAGAGUCUGACAGUAUCUGGAACUAUCAGUGGUACAAAGACAGGAAUGAUAAUGUAGUAUCCCAGUCUGGCAGACACACUAUAACAGGAGACACUCUCACCAUCAAUGGAUCAACAGUGAAUGAGGGUCCAUACUGGUGUCAGGGAGCGAGAGACUCCAGACCCACUUCUUCAUCCAUCAGUGACCCUGUCACUAUCACUGUCAAUGCUCUGCCUGUGGCCUCAGUGAGUGUCUCUCCUCAGGGUCUCCUCUACUCUGGAGAGACAGUCAGUCUGCAGUGUGUCAUACCAGAGUACACAGACUGGAGGUACUACUGGUACAAAAACAACCAACACCUUCCUGAUGAGACCAGUAAAGUCAUAGAUAUCACCAUCCCCAUCACCCAGACUAGUCAGGCUGGUCAGUACAGGUGUGAAGGGAACAGAGUGUCUCGACCCACAUCUUCACUACCAAGUGAUCCUGUCACUCUCACUGUAAAAGCUCUGCCUGAGGCCUCAGUGAGUGUCUCUCCUCAGGGUCUCCUCUACUCUGGAGAAACAGUCAAUCUGCAGUGUGUCAUACCAGAGUACAGAGACUGGAUGUACCUCUGGUUCAGAGACAACCAACAGCUUCCCAGUCAGACCAGUAAAAGCAUCACAUUCCCCAUCACUCAGACUGGUCAGUACAGAUGUGAAGGGAAGAGGAGAGAUCAUCCCCAGAGGUCACAACCCAGUGAUUAUGUCACCAUAAGUGUCACUGCCUUUCCCAAAACUACUCUGACUGUGAAGCCAAACCCUGCAUUCCCUGGAGAGAAAGUCACUCUGAUGUGUUCAGUUGGGUCUGACAGUAGCUGGAGCUAUCAGUGGUACAAAGACUGGAAUUAUAAUGUAGUGUCCCAGUCUGUCAGACACACUAUAACAGGAGACACCCUCACUAUCAGUAGAGCUGCUGAGUCUGACCAGGGUCUCUACUGGUGUCAGGGAGAGAUCCAGUCCAGAUCCAUAUCAUCAAUCAACAGUGAUCCUGUCACUAUCACCCUGAAUGCUCUACCCAGAGCAUCAGUGAGUAUCUCUCCUCAGUUUGUCCUCUACCCUGGAGAUACAGUCACUCUGCAGUGUGACAUAUCAGACUACACAGACUGGACGUACUACUGGUUUAUAGACAACCAACUGCUUCCCAGUCCGACCAGAAAAAACAUCGCCAUCUCUCUCCCUGACCAGGCUGGUCAGUACCAGUGUGUUGGGAUGAGGAGAGGUCGGCCCCAGAUGUCAUAUUACAGCUCAGCUCUCCCCAUCAUCAUCACUGCUCUGCCCAAAGCUACACUGACUGUAAAACCCAACCCUGUGUUCCCUGGAGAGACAGUUACUCUGACGUGUUCAGUAGGGUCUGACAGUAGCUGGAGCUAUCACUGGUACAAAUACAGGAAUUAUUAUGUAUUAUCCCAGUCUGUCAGACACACUAUAAGAGGAGACACCCUCAACAUCAGCAGAGUUGCUGAGUCUGACCAGGGUCUCUACUGGUGUCAGGGAGAGAUCCAGUCCAGAUCCAUAUCAUCAAUCAACAGUGAUCUUGUCACUAUCACCCUGAAUGCUCUGCCCAAACCUACACUGACUGUAAAACCCAACCCUGUGUUCCCUGGAGAGACAGUCACUCUGACAUGUUCAGUAGGAUCUGACAGUAUCUGGAGCUAUAAGUGGUACAAAGACAGGAAUGAUAAUGUAGUAUCCCAGUCUGGUUACAACUACAUUGGAGUCUCUCACAUCAGUAGAGCUGCUGAGUCUGACCAGGGUCAGUACUGGUGUGAAGGGAACAGUGUGUCUAGACCCACAUCUUCACAACCAAGUAAUGCUAUUACUCUUACUGUAAAAGAUAGUCGUCCGACGGCCACACUGAGUUCUGACAAAGAGGAAGUAUUCACAGGAGACAGCGUGACACUGAGCUGUACUGUAGAGUCUCCUGGGUGGAAGUUUUACUGGUACAGACACAGACCAGACUCUACACCAGUAACCACAACCUCUGGAUACUCCUACACACUCAGCUGGGUCAGUGUCUCUGAUGGAGGACAGUACUGGUGCAGAGCUGGGAGAGGAGACCCAGUCUACUACACCCUGUACAGUGACCAAGUCCAGAUAAACAUUACUGAGAGGCCUGUUGCUGUUCUGACCCUCCAACCAAACUGGACCCAGAUAUUCAGUGGAGAGACUGUUACUAUGAGAUGUGACAUACAGGGAGGAGGAGACUCUGACUGGAACUACAGAUGGUAUAAGAAUAGUCAGUUAGUGAUCUCCUUUAACACAAAGCCUGAGUACAGAAUCAGUCCUGUCUACUGGUAUAACAGUGGAUCAUAUACCUGUGAGGGUGUAAAGGGAAACAAGUUCUCCAAGCUCAGUGAUGCUGUACAACUGACUGUGUCUGAUCAACCCAAGGCUGUCCUGAGUAUCUUUCCUCAGUGGAUGAACCCUGGAGACUCAGUAAUGCUGAGCUGUGAAGUUGACAAGAUGUCAACAGGCUGGAGGUUCUCCUGGUACAGGACUGUUCCCUACAGAGCUGGGAUACCCUCCCUAUCAGACAAGUCUUACUCUCUACAGCCCCUAUCUGACAAUGUGACUAGUGAAGACUCCUACACUCUGAUCCCUGCUGGUCCUACUCACACAGGAGGAUAUGUGUGUCGAGCUGGGAGAGGAGACCCAGUCUAUGACACACUCUACAGUGAACCUCAUUUUCUCUGGUCAGGAGAUCUGCAGCCUUCAGUGUCUCUUACAGUAAAUCCCAACACAACUCAACACUUUACAUCAACGUCUCUCUCACUGACCUGUGAGCUGAAGGGGAACUCUACUGGAUGGAGACUGAUGAGUUACACAGAGAGAGGAGUUGAGUCAGGGUGUGUCUCUAACUGGGGAUCAAUAACAGGGUCUACAUGUACCAUCAGCUACACAUACACAGGGUCCAGUGGAGUGUACUGGUGUGAGUCUGGAUCAGGAGAGUACAGUAAUGCUGUCAACAUCACAGUAAAUGAUGGUGACGUGAUCCUUGAGAGCCCUGUCCAUCCUGUGACUGAAAGAGACUCUGUGACUCUGUGCUGUAAAUACCGGACAAUCAAAUCAAACUUCAAGGCUGAUUUCUACAAAAAUGGAGUACUCAUCAAGAAUGAGACCACAGGAGAGAUGACCAUCCCUACAGUAUCCAAGUCAGAUGAAGGAUUCUAUAAGUGUAAAUCUGGUGAAGGAGAAUCACCAGAGAGCUGGGUGACAGUGAGAGUCUCUCCAUUUGUAUCUCCUGGAUCCUCUACAUCAGUCCUAGUAGGAGUGGUUGUGGGUCUGCUUGUUGCUGGUGUCCUACUGGUCAUUCUCCUGGUCCUGCUCGUGAGAUAUCAAAACAGCAAAGGUUCCUGUUUCAACAGAAUAUUCUGGCCCCCUCAGCCCCAGAGCACCAACCAUGACCCCCAACAGGACCAAGGAUCUGGGUAUACACAUCAGCAGCAUGGUGACGCUAACAUCUACGAUACGAUCAAUUCCUCAGACAACAAUGAUAAUGAUGUUACUGGUGCUUCUGCUGCUGGACCAAGUCAUGUGACUUACGCCCAGAUUCAACUGAAAAAGUUGGACAACAAAAAGAAAGAAAAACUAGCUGAUCCAGCUAAAGAUCCAGUCUACUCUGUGGUGAAAACAGGGAAAGCGACAGCAGCAGCUGGACCUGAUGAUGUCACCUAUGCUGAGGUGGACCUCAACAACAAGGCCAAAGCCAAGAAGAAGAGAGGAGCUGGAUCUGUUGAUGUGACCUAUGCUGAGGUUGACCUCCAAAGAAAGGCCAAAGCCAAGAAGAAGAGAGAAACACCAAACCCACCAGAGACAGAUUCAGUCUAUUCUCUAGUGAAGCCAUACACAGUCCCCGGAGCAGCAGGACCUGUUAAUGUGACCUAUGCUGAGGUUGAUCUCCAAAAGAAGAACAAAGCCAAGAAGAAGAGAGCAACCCCACCCGAGGCAGAUUCAGUCUAUUCUCAAUUGAAGCCACGGUCAUGCCCUGGUCCUUGA